CGAGCCACAGGUUCAAGAUGCCAGCUGCGUUUACACUUGUGACAGUGCUGCUCUUGCAUUCGUUGGGAGUCAUUGGACAAACAAUCCCUCGAUUAUGGCAACCUCAUCCAUCGGUGACGGCCACCAGCGGGCAGAACCCUAAGAUACGAUGUCAAGUAUUGAACGACAGAGCUGUCCAUUUUGUCUUUUCGUGGUACAAGCAGACAAAGGGCAGCGCCAUGAGUUUCAUGCUGAGUGUUCGCGCUAAAAACAAGCCGAGGUACGCAGCAGGCAUCAGCGAGAGAUUUGUGCCCGAAUUCAACACAGUGGAGGACAGCUUGGACCUGACCAUCGGGAACUUCGACCCCUCUGAUGUGGGCACGUACUACUGCGCCAUCUGGUACUCCAGUCAGUACAUCUUUGGAGACGGGACGGAGGUUGAGUACUCGGAUUCGAUUCAGCCACCACGUACUCCCCUACUCCAUCUUUUCCCACCAUCACCUCAGCAACUUCAUACUAGAAAUGAAGCCACACUGCUGUGUGUGGCUCGACAUAUGAGGCCCCAGCAUGUACGACUGCGCUGGGCAGUGGAUGGGCAGGCACAAGACCUACAACAGCAGCUGGAGGCGUCUGAACGUGAGCCAGAGGGCACAUUCACCUCCUGGUCGAUGCUGAGCAUUAGUAGUGACAUCUGGCAGAGGGGCGCAUGGGUAACGUGCCAAGCAGACCAUGAAACGGUGGAUCCGAGUACUCCGCUGGAGAAGAGUGUGGAGUUGGGGUUAAGACAAGGAGAUUGUAAAGAAGAAGAUAAAUCCGGAUGGAAUAUUCAAGAUCACAAUAUGACCAGCAGCAUGAAUUCUUUCUCAAAUAAUUAUGCAGGUGACCUGGCGCAUAUUUUGGAGAUCGCUACUUACUGCUACUUUUGUCCACUGGUCUUCUCCAUCCUGUUUGGAACUGUAAUCACCAGCUUAAUUUUUUUUAAAAGUAAAAAACUCCGGGGUAGGGUCAAAAGCCGCCAAGCUUCACUUGAGGUUGCACCCAGAGCACUUUCUAAAGUGCAGAAGUAAUCAUCCGGUUCACUCUUAUGACCCAGUUGUAGACCGGUGCUAUUCAAAGAUUACCAAACCUCAUAGCAGACCCUCUGUAAACAUCCCCUUAGCAGUUGGCCUUUCUUUGGAUCAGAUGUUCUUAGUCCUCUGAGUUUUUUAUUAGGUUAAUUAAGUUUGAAAACUGAGAAGAGAGCCAAUCAACAAAAUGGAAAUGUCGUAUGUGAUAUAAAAAAGAAAUAAACAGAGCAGUCAUAAAUAUAUGAUAAAACUGUAAAUGACUCUGACUAACAAUUCUUUUUAAACAGACAGCCUUCAUGAGAUAGUGACAGCCAUUCAACAUGUAGUGAGGUCUCUGGAGGCUGCAGUGGCGACUCCCUUUGUUUCCCAGUUAGUCUCUAAUUCUUGGGUACUGCAAUGUAUUAACGUUUUUACAAGGCUGCAGUAUUCUAAGA
Erpetoichthys calabaricus (reedfish) is the source of this 1480-nucleotide messenger RNA. Its product is annotated as immunoglobulin kappa light chain-like. The record is from RefSeq and is a predicted model, not a curated record. The transcript is spliced from 5 exons. NCBI's taxonomy places the organism in Eukaryota, Metazoa, Chordata, Cladistia, Polypteriformes, Polypteridae. Bases 18 to 1046 code for a protein of 342 amino acids.